UAAAUGACUUUCAGUUAUCAGCUAAGCGCGAAAUGCCGAUCAUUGUUCAAAGAUCAGCAGUAGUACCUACUUCUUUAUGCGCAUGACACUCCCAGAUGAUCAACAGCCACAGUCCACAAGUGAAAAAAAUUAGGUUACCGGUUUAUUGUUACAAAAAAUCAUAGAGAAAUGAAUAUUAAAUAUACAUACUUUUAAUUACUCUAUGCAAAAAAUGCAGCAAUAAACAAGCUGUAAUACAGAAGGAAUUCUCCAAUAACAUAAUAUUGAUUUCAAGGUUAGCUAAUUUAUGUUUUCAACUGAAAACAAAGCACAAAGUAUUGAAGUAAUUUAAUCAACUGAAGGAGUGAAGAAUUAAGAAAUUAAGGAAAAUUAGAAGGAAAGUGUGUGAAAGAAAAAAAUGGUUUUGACUGUAGCACAACUAAAUAAAAUUUUUCGAGCAGCAAAAAACUUUGAUCGUGUUCUUAACAAGGUCACUGUAACAUCUCUUGGAAAUGGAAAAUGUACAGCUGAAAUGAAAGUAGAGGAAGAACAUUCAAAUGCUCUAGGUGGAUUGCAUGGUGGGCUCUCUGCUACCUUAGUAGAUUGUAUUUCAACAUAUGCACUUGUUACUCAUAAAUAUGGAGCAGUUCCAAAUGUAUCCGUUCAUAUUAACACUGAGUAUCUAAAAGGAGCCAAGAUAGGUGAUGAAAUCGAAAUAUCUGCAGAUACGCUCAAAGUUGGAAAAACCCUAGCUUUUUUAGAGGUAUUAAUAAAGGAAAAAAAAACAGGUGCUUUAUUAGUUAAAGGGUCUCAUACAAAGUUUUUGAUUUCCCCCAGGGAAAAGUAAAUUUUAUGUUGUUAGGGAUCAAAAUAAAAUUUAUUUUCCUCAUUAGUCAUAUUAUAGUUACCAAAAAUGCUAUUUAUAAUUUUAAAAAGAUAUAUGUUAUGUUAAAUAUACAUCAUAUUCUUUAUUA
This is a messenger RNA of Anthonomus grandis grandis, 953 nucleotides long. Its product is annotated as acyl-coenzyme A thioesterase 13-like. The transcript has 4 exons. Lineage: Eukaryota; Metazoa; Arthropoda; Insecta; Coleoptera; Curculionidae. The record is from RefSeq and is a predicted model, not a curated record. Gene Ontology annotation, molecular function: fatty acyl-CoA hydrolase activity. Bases 398 to 826 code for a protein of 142 amino acids.